Elaeis guineensis (African oil palm) is the source of this 2237-nucleotide messenger RNA. Its product is annotated as pyruvate decarboxylase 1. NCBI's taxonomy places the organism in Eukaryota, Viridiplantae, Streptophyta, Magnoliopsida, Arecales, Arecaceae. Gene Ontology annotation, cellular component: cytosol. Gene Ontology annotation, molecular function: pyruvate decarboxylase activity; thiamine pyrophosphate binding; magnesium ion binding. The record is from RefSeq and is a predicted model, not a curated record.
AUCAAAACUGCCGCAAAGGGCCGCAGUCGCCCACGGUUUUAAGCUUUCUCCUCGUAGACCUCCGUUUUCUUCUCCGGAGACCAGAUCGCGCACGCAUAUAUUCUUGUUCCGAAGCCCCACAAAAAGUUUCCCGAGGAAGAGAAGAAGAACAGAAUGGAGAACGGGCAUGCGAGUGGGUUUAAUCGGCGCGCUGCCGGGACGCUGGGCCGGCACCUGGCCCAGCGCCUGGUGCAGAUCGGCGUCCGGGACGUGUUCUCGGUGCCGGGCGACUUCAAUCUGACCCUCCUCGACCACCUGAUCGCCGAGCCGGAGCUCAAUCUGGUGGGGUGCUGCAACGAGCUCAAUGCCGGCUACGCCGCCGACGGCUACGCCCGGGCACGCGGCGUGGGCGCCUGCGUCGUGACCUUCAGCGUGGGCGGGCUCAGCGUCAUCAACGCCAUCGCCGGCUCCUACAGCGAGAACCUCCCCAUCAUUUGUAUAGUCGGCGGUCCCAAUUCCAACGACUAUGGCACCAAUCGCAUCCUCCACCACACCAUCGGCCUUCCCGAUUUCACUCAGGAGCUCCGCUGCUUCCAGACCGUCACUUGCUUCCAGGCAGUGGUGAAUAAUUUGGAUGAUGCACAUGAGCUGAUCGAUACGGCGAUCUCGACGGCGCUCAAGGAGUCCAAACCUGUUUACAUCAGCAUCAGCUGCAACUUGCCGGGCAUUCCUCAUCCGACUUUUGCUUCCGAGCCGGUGCCCUUUUUUCUUGCACCUAAGGUUAGCAACCAAAUGGGAUUAGAAGCUGCAGUAGAGGCAACAGCAGAAUUUCUGAACAAGGCUGUGAAGCCAGUGUUGGUUGCAGGGCCCAAACUAAGGGUAGCCAAGGCUCAGCAAGCAUUUGUAGAACUUGUCAAUGUUUGUGGUUUCCCAAUAGCUAUUAUGCCAUCUGGCAAGGGGCUAGUACCAGAACACCACCCCCAUUUCAUUGGGACCUACUGGGGUGCAGUGAGCACCAAUUUCUGUGGCGAGAUUGUGGAGUCAGCUGAUGCAUAUGUUUUUGCUGGCCCAAUCUUUAAUGACUACAGCUCUGUGGGUUAUUCUUUGCUAAUCAAGAAAGAGAAAGCAGUGAUUGUACAACCCAAUCGAGUGACUGUUGGGAAUGGGCCUUCUUUUGGUUGGGUUUUCAUGGCCGACUUCCUAACUGCACUUGCACAGAAGCUCAGGAAGAACACCACAGCCUUGGAAAAUUAUCGACGGAUCUUCGUACCCCCCUGCGUUCCUCUCAAACGUGAGAACAAUGAGCCUUUGAGGGUCAACAUCCUUUUUAAGCACAUCCAGAAUAUGCUGAGUGGAGACACAGCAGUUAUUUCAGAGACUGGUGACUCUUGGUUCAAUUGUCAAAAGCUUCGGUUGCCAGAGAAUUGUGGAUAUGAGUUCCAGAUGCAGUAUGGGUCUAUUGGAUGGUCGGUUGGUGCCACUCUUGGAUAUGCACAAGCUGCCAAGGAUAAACGUGUAAUUGCUUGCAUAGGUGAUGGAAGUUUCCAGGUGACCGCACAGGAAAUUUCUACAAUGAUCCGCUGUGGGCAGCGAAGCAUUAUAUUUCUCAUCAAUAAUGGUGGCUACACCAUUGAAGUAGAGAUCCAUGAUGGUCCUUACAAUGUGAUCAAGAACUGGAACUAUACUGGAUUGGUUGAUGCCAUUAACAAUGGACGAGGCGGAUGUUGGACUUCCAAGGUGCGCACAGAGGAAGAAUUGCUAGAUGCCAUUUCGAAGGCAACUGGAGAGCAAAAGGAUAGCUUGUGCUUUAUUGAGGUCAUAGUGCAUAAAGAUGAUACAAGCAAGGAGCUCCUGGAGUGGGGAUCUAGAGUCUCAGCAGCCAAUAGUCGCCCUCCAAAUCCGCAAUAGCUGGAUGAAUACAUGACAGAAAAUCUGGUAUUAUGUAAUUGCUAAUAGGGCUAAGAAUGUUGUAUCAAAGCUGAUUCAGUGGGGUGGAUGAUGCUGCAUGACGAAUAAGUAGCUGUGUUCACUGCUACAGUAACUUAGAAAAUCAUUGUGUGAAUCUGUCUGGUAAUAAGAUAAGCUUUAGCAAUACUUCUGUAGGCGGGCGUUUCUGUUGCUUUAGUGCAAGCUGCUUUGUUAAUUGCCCCAUGUCCAGGAUCAAUAGUACGCCUUUGCAAUUUUAUCUCUUGCUAACAAACUAUAAAUACAUUAAAUAGAAGCUGGCAAAUCUUCAGCUGAUGGUUCCUAUUUGCUUA